AAUGGUGAAUAAAAAUCCAAACGGAGACGUCACCUUUAUCAUUUAACAUAAAACAAAUAAGUUUUCUCGACAGUGAAAACAGAAGUUUUAUAUUUCUGCAAGAAACACACAGUUAAUUAUAAAUGUACCACUUUUCCUUUUUGCUCCAAACUCUACAAAAAUAAUCAGCAAGAAUAUUGGAAAACUGAACACAAUGGAGGUCCCUGAGAUUAAUGGAAAGAAGCAAGCGGCAAAAUUGGAGUCUCUAGACAACUUUAUAAAGAAAUUGGCAGAAAAACUGCCUGAGAACUCUGGAAAUGGGGCACCUCGAUUGGAAAUUCGACGAACAUCUGACCUAUUUGAUGCUCUGCAGCAGGCCCUUUCGACCCCACCAUCCCUUCCAGAAAAUCCACCCCAAGCUCACCCAGAGAACUCCUCAAUCCCGAGGAGACUCAUUCAUGUUGAGAUUGAGGGAGCUGAGAAUCUGCCCAAAUUCCAAGGGAGGGUUAGUAAGAAACUGAGGAAGAAACACAAAAGCCACGUUCGAUGUGUUAACCAGGAUCCCAGUACUUUUGUCACAUUUGAAGCAUUUCCCAGUGCUGAGGAAUCCACUGCAGCAAAGAUCUUCUCAACGGGAGUCGUUGAGAAGAACUGCAAUCCGCUCUGGAAUUCGCAUUUCAGUGUCUUUCUUCAUCUGAAUGUUCAGAAUCUAUCCCUAAAAAUCUGGAGAAGAACCAAUGGAAACUCAAAUCAGUCUGAUGUACAAAUUGGGACAGCAACAGUUGAUAUCCUCAGCAGUUUGGGUGAAAAAUGGGACAUUGUGGAUUCCUCUGGUGAAAAAAUGGGAAAAUUGAGGGUUAGAUUAUUUCCAGCAAAAGAGCCUGCAGAUUUGUCAAUGGAUUCUGAGGAUUCUCUAACAUCUGAUCUGGAUCCUGCACUGUCGAGUCUCAUUUUUCCCGCAUCUACGGACACAGAGUUUGGGAAUGUGUCCUUUAGUAGGGCUCUGAAGAGGAAAUUCACAGAACUUGAGGAGAUCUCACAGAGACUGAAGGCUCGACUGUAUGACAUCACUGGAGAUGCCAAUGUCGAUCCUGAUGAUGAAUUUGAACAUGAUCUCAAUACCAUGGCCGAGGAGGAAGAUGUUCCUGAGAGUGAGAGUCCAGGAACAGCUUAUGCCUGGUUGGGUCUCAACGAUGAUGAGAAACGCAAGUAUGUUCAUACUGAAGUAACAAAGGAGCUGUUUGUGGACGUUGUCGACGGCCCUGCAAACUGUUUAACCGAGAAAAGGAAUUUGGCCAACAACGAUAUCAACCUCAUUCAGACUGCACUUGCACAAACGGCUAUAACCGAAGGACGGACAAUUGAUGGUGAAAGUGACUGCCAAGUAUACGAUAAAUAGGCAAUUUUGGAUAAAAAAAAUAUUAAAAUGUAUUUGAAAUGGUUUGUGAAUGAAUCUUUAGAAAAAAUUAAAAAUAAAAUUUUUAGAAUGUAA
Phlebotomus papatasi is the source of this 1471-nucleotide messenger RNA. RefSeq lists its product as uncharacterized. Gene Ontology annotation, cellular component: centriole; centriolar satellite. The record is from RefSeq and is a predicted model, not a curated record. The coding region runs from base 194 to 1378 and encodes 394 amino acids. Lineage: Eukaryota; Metazoa; Arthropoda; Insecta; Diptera; Psychodidae. Gene Ontology annotation, biological process: cilium assembly; centriole elongation. The transcript has 2 exons.